This is a messenger RNA of Pantherophis guttatus, 6401 nucleotides long. RefSeq names its product transient receptor potential cation channel subfamily M member 4 (gene TRPM4). Gene Ontology annotation, molecular function: calcium-activated cation channel activity; ligand-gated calcium channel activity. The record is from RefSeq and is a predicted model, not a curated record. Gene Ontology annotation, cellular component: plasma membrane. Gene Ontology annotation, biological process: calcium ion transmembrane transport. Lineage: Eukaryota; Metazoa; Chordata; Lepidosauria; Squamata; Colubridae.
AAGAGUAGGCACUGUGGUUUGAGACUUCUGCUCCAAGCAACCUGUGGCUGUGACUGAUUGCUCUGCUCCAUGGCCACUUCUGACCCAAAAGAUCAGGCAUGGAUCCCCAAAUAUUUCAGGAAGAAAGUCUGCACAACUUUCAUUGAGCAACCUAGUGAUACAGGUGCCUCCAAUUUCUGCCAGUGUGGCAGUCCUCGCAAAAACCAUACAUCAGUAGCCAUAGAAGAUGCUUUUGGAGCAGCCAUUGUCAGCAAAUGGGACUCAGCGCAACAUACCACAGAGAGUCCAACUGAUGCAUAUGGGGAGGUGGAAUUUCUAGGCACUAGCCGUAGACCGAGCAAGUUCAUUCGCCUCUCUGACUCAUCUGAUCCUCGAACUGCUUAUAAUUUAGUAACGCAUCACUGGAAAAUCCCACAUCCCAACUUGGUGGUGUCAGUGGUGGGAGGCGAAGGUGAGGGGCCCGUAAGGGCCUGGCUCAAAGAUGUGCUGAGAAAGGGGCUGGUUAAAGCAGCUCAGAGCACAGGUGCCUGGAUUAUGACAAGUGGUCUCCAAGCUGGUGUGGGCCGGUAUGUGGGGGAAGCAGUGAGAGACCACGCUAUGGCCAGUACCAGCCGCAGCACUCAUGUUGUAGCAAUGGGCAUUGCUCCAUGGGGUAUUGUUGAGCAGAACCAUUGUCUUGUCAACCCCAAGGGUUCCUUCCCAGCACGUUACCCCAGGACAAAUCCUGUGAGUCCUUACUGCCCUCUAGAUUCCAACCAUUCCACCUUCUUCUUGGUGGACAAUGGGACACUGGGCAGAGCAGGCGGAGAGGCUGCCUUUCGAGCCCGUUUGGAACGCUACAUUGCCCAGCAGAAAGUGGGAGCUGGAGGUGAAGGGAGUAUUGAGAUUCCUGUGUUGCUGCUGCUCAUCAGUGGGGAUGCAGCCAUAUUCAAGCGAGUAUCAGAGGCUGUACAUGCCUCCAUUCCCUGCCUCCUUAUAGCUGGAUCUGGGGGAGCAGCAGACUGCUUGGCUGAAUUGUUGGAAGAAACACAACCUGGGGAGUCCCUGAAAACUCUGGCAAUGAAGAAAAUGCAGAGAAAAUUCCCAGACAAUGACUUGGAGGAGUUGGCUGAGCAGGUGGAAAGCAUUGGGAAUCUGAGGGAAUUGGUGACCAUCUAUUCAGACCAAGAAGGUUUGGAAGAGUUUGAGACUGUCCUGCUUAAAGCUCUAGUGAAAGGAUGUCAGCGGUCAAGCAAGGCCACCUGUUAUCUGGAUGAGCUACGUCUGGCAGUAGCCUGGAAUCGGGUGGACAUUGCCAGCACAGAAUUGUUCCGUGGGGACAUUGUCUGGGAGCCCAACCUGCUGGAGAACCCAAUGCAUGAUGCAUUGCUAGGUAAUCGAACUGACUUAGUGCGCCUCUUUGUGGAGAAUGGCUUGGAUGUAGGACAGUUCCUGAAAUGGGGAAAGCUGGAACAGUUGUAUGCUGGGUCCCCCAAGGCCUCGCUGCUGCACAAGCUUUUGGAGGGAUACCAAAAGACAGGCUCUGAGCCACCCACCCCUCCUGAAGACUUCCUGCUGGAACGGUCUUUGCCCGAUUGCCAUUUAUCUCAUGUGACUCUUAUUCUGCACGAGCUACUAGGGGAUGUCUGUGCUCCUUUUUAUGCAGGACUAUACCCUACUGGCCACAGAGGGAUAGGGAAAAAAGGAUUAUUACGAAUUGGAGAUUCCACAUACCAAAAUGAGCGGUCACCAAACCCAUGGACCGAUCUAUUUAUCUGGGCAGUGUUGAUGAAUCGAAAAGAGAUGGCAAUUUACUUCUGGGAAAUGGCACCUGAUGCAGUGGCUGGGGCAUUGGCAGCAGCAAAAAUACUGCGGGAACUUUCACAUCACGAGACAGAGACAGAGGAAGUGGCAGCCAUGAAGGAUCUAGCAAUGCACUUUGAAAACCUGGCCAUAGGAGUAUUCAGUGAAUGUUACCGUAAUAGUGAGCCACGGGCCUACAAACUACUGGUUCGCUGUUCCCACCUCUGGGGUGGAGCCACUAUCCUCCAGCUGGCUCACCAAGCUGAUGCCCGUCUCUUUUUUGCACAGGAUGGUGUGCAGUCCCUGCUUACCCAAAACUGGUGGGGAGAAAUGGACCGAAGUACCUCUGUCUGGAAGCUACUUCUCACAUUUUUUUGCCCCCCUCUCAUCUUUACUAAACUCAUUACAUUCAGGAACAUGGAUGAUGAUCUGCGGCUGGAUUCCUUGGAACAGUUUGAACUGGACAGUCUUGAUACAGAUGUGAAAAGUACCAUCGGAGACAUGUUGUCUGAAAGUUUGAAACCUCCCUCCCCUCUUUCUGCUCGACAACUCUGGUUACAACAGUGGCAUCAAUUCUGGGUGGCACCAGUGACAGCAUUCCUGGGCAAUGUGGUGAUGUACUUGCUCUUCCUCUUCCUCUUCUCCUACGUUCUGCUGCUGGAUUUUGACCCUCCACCUCCCAAAGGUCCAUCUGGCACUGAGAUAGCUCUAUACAUCUGGAUCUUCACACUAGUCUGUGAAGAGGUGCGUCAAGGAUGUUUUGUGGGUUCCCGUCCUUUGUUGCAGAGAGUACGAAGGUAUAUCCUGGACACAUGGAACCAGUUUGAUAUCACGGCCCUGCUACUCUUCAUGGUAGGGCUAGUAUGCAGGCUGUUUCCUUCGUCAUAUGAAUCAGGACGCACCAUUCUGUGCCUGGAUUUCAUGAUCUUCACCCUUCGUCUCAUCCAUAUCUUUGCAGUAAACAAACAGUUGGGGCCCAAGAUGAUUAUCGUUGGCAAGAUGAUGAAGGAUGUAUUUCUCUUUCUCUUCUUCCUUGGGGUAUGGCUGGUAGCCUAUGGGGUCACAACUGAGGGUCUCCUUCUCCCCCAUGAUCGAAGAAUCCCUUGGAUAUUUCGACGUGUUUUCUACCGACCUUACUUGCAAAUUUUUGGACAGAUCCCACUCAGUGAAAUUGAUGCUUCCCAGUUUACAGCCUCGAAUUGCACCUAUGACCCUAUAGCCAUCUUGAUGGAGGACGCGAACCCUUGUACCAAUACCUAUGCUAACUGGCUGGUGCUCAUUCUCCUAGUGAUCUUCCUGUUGGUAGCCAAUAUUCUGCUCCUCAACUUGCUGAUUGCAAUGUUCAGUUACACGUUCUCCAAAGUGCAAGGCAACAGUGAUAUCUACUGGAAAUCACAGCGAUACAGCCUUAUCUUGGAGUAUCAUAGCCGGCCUGCAUUGGCUCCACCCUUCAUCCUGAUCAGCCACCUACAUCUUUUGUUCAAGCGUCAUAUCAGCAAAGUGCAGUCAGCAAAGAGACGUGACUUCUUGCUAGAACUCUCUGAGAUCCAAAAUAGGCGAUUACUGACGUGGGAAUCGGUACAGAAAGAAAAUUACUUAGUAACACAGGCUCGACAGAAACGUGACAGUGACACUGAGCGACUCCGGAGAACUUCCCAAAAAGUCGAUCAGGUAUUAAAGCAGCUUUCUGAUAUCAAAGAAUCAGAGAGACGUCUGAAGACCCUUGAGAUGCAGAUGGAGUACUGUACCAGUGCCUUGUCUUGGAUAGUAAAUAUCUUGGCCCAGAGUGACAUAGCAAAAGGAAAACAAGUUCCACCUAUUCAGAAAAAAGAUUGAAUUUUUCCAUAGAACAUGAAAAGACAGUGAAGAAGUGUCAGCUGCUGCUGUUUACAAAAUCCCAAAAGUGUCUCAACACUUGAUGCCUCAGAUAAUUAAAAUGUAGGCUUCAGCAGGAAAUAAUUGAGAAUCCAGGAUCACAUUUCAGUUCAGCUACAAAUACCCUACGUCUGACUUUAGUUCCCUUCAUUGGGAAUAUGAAUUAUCUACCUCACAGCAUUUCAAUGAGAAUGAAAUGUGGACAAUUAGAACAAUUGAUAUACCAGGCAUGCAAAAACAAUAGAUAACAAUCCUGUCCUAUACUUAUAUUGAUAACUGAAUCAGCUGCUAAUUUUGUUUGCAGUCGGUAAAAUGAAGACUCAGAAUGUUGUCAACCACUCAGAGUGCUGUUAUAUGGAGUGGUAUAUAAGUCUAAAUGCUAUUGCUAAAACAAUGAUAUAUGGGUGUAAAUCAGUGGUGGGUUUCAAAUUUUUUUACUACCGGUUCUGUGGGUGUGGUUUGGUGGAUGUGGCAUGGCUUGGUGGGCGUGGCAAGGGAAGGAUACUGUAAAAUCUCCAUUCCCACCCCACUCCAGGGGAAGGAUACUGUAAAAUCUCCAUUCCCUCCCCACCCCAGAGGAAGGUUACUGCAAAAUCCCCAUUUCCUCCAAUCAGCUGGGACUCGGGAGGCAGAGAAUAGAUGGGGGUGGGGCCAGUCAGAAGUGAUAUUUACCAGUUCUCCGAACUACUCAAAAUUUCCGCUACCGGUUCUCCAGAACUGGUCAGAACAUGCUGAAACCCACCUCUGGUGUAAGCACUGAGAUGGGCAAUCUUUUGAUGGCUAGGUCACAAUUACAUUGAGCUCUUCAAAAUUCAAAAAGAAAUAAUAUGAUGCAAACCUGAGGAGACUAGCUUUUCUGGGGUGUUUGGGGGAAAUGUUCUUUGUUUCUAUUGGUUAUACUUUGAUUUUCCCAUGAUUCCUGAUAUAAAUUAGCAAGAAACUGUGGUUCUGAUAUGCUGCUCAGAGCUUUUGGAUGAACGUCUUAUCACUGGAUACACCUGAUAUAAUAUUAAUGGGAAUAGGUAGGACAUGCUAUGCCUUAAAGGAAUAAAUGGGAAUUAAUUAAAGUCCAUGACUCAUAUGCAGGAGGCCCAAGGUUCAGUCCCUGGCAUACCUAUCAAAAGAAUCUUGAUGUAGCAGGAGAUAGAAAUGUUUUCUUAUUGCCUAAAAGCCCUAAAACUAUUAAUGAAAAUAGAUAAUGCAAUGAUAUGACCUAUUACAAAACAGCUUUCUGUAUUCUUAAGAUAAUUACCUCCAUAAGUCUUCAUAUGGACAAUCCAGGCUGACAUUAAUUUCUCAAGUGCAUGUUUGCUUGAUAUCUCUUUCCUAGUUGUCUUUGAAUCAACCAAGGUGCCAUGCACUUGGUAUUGUACAAGAAGAGUAAGUGAAAUCAUGUGUGAUAACAUUUUCUAAUAUAAUAAUGAGUAGAAACUAGAACUUUUCUAACUGAUGAUAUAUCCAUCAGUUCUAAUGGCUGGGAUUCACAGACAACAGCAUAGUUGACACUUGCAAGCCAAAAGAUAUUCUCCUAAUCAUGUAAUUAGUUUUGUGUCUUGCUUGAGAAAAAAACUUGAUUGGUUUAUACUUUAAAAUUAUACCUACUAGAUGAUUAGGAUUCUAGAGUGAAAAAAAAAAGUUAGAUCACCCAAGACUUUUGCUUAACCCACUCAGUUCUGGGAAAUACAAAGAAUAUUGUAUCCAUUUCAACCUGCACAUGACCAAAGAUCCUUUAUAUACAGGGAGAGGAAGUUGCUUGUUUGCAAACAGACAGAAGGCAGCAAUCCUCAGUAUUUAACCUGAAUUUCCCUCUUGGUAUUUUCAACAUAAGUGAUGUCUGGUCAGUAAAACAAAUUAUACUUUUUAUGUUAAGAAAACCUAUACCAGUAUACAUUAAAUGUCUUUCAGACAGAAAACUAAACAUAGCCAUGGCUAGGCAAAAUUAAGUGAACAAAGGAGUUACUGAGAAUCAGGCAUUUAGUCUUUCCCCUGCACCAUUAUCAAGUUAAAGUUGUUUCAAAUAUGGUUAAUUUCACUGAUAAAUCAAUAUCAUUGUAUCAGGUAAUAUAUUUCCUCCUGGCUACAUUAGGAGCAGCUUUAUUAGGACAAUAAUUUUUAACUCUGCCACUUCCUGCCCAUUUCCAAGCUGUUUUUAAGUUUGUUUCUUAAACCCAGCAAUCAAUCCUAUCAAAGAGGAUUCUAGCUCUCCAUCAUAUUUGAUAUGCCCUGACCUGAGGUCAAAAAAUCUGCUGCUCUCUUAAUGGAAUAUUGAUUCUCAGCUUUGUUUUUAAUCAUGGGAGUCUUCCCAGCACUCUGGAGAUUAGCAAGGGGGGAAAACAGUAAUUACGGUCAGUUAUAGAUAAUUGCAGAAUGGUAUUAUAUUGCUAGAAGAUAAAGUUUGUUCCAGAGAAUAAUUAUGGCAUUUAGCUUUCAAUGUUAGCCUUCAGUCUUUUUAGGGUUUUUAAACUGUGAACUUGUUUGUGAACCAAAUGGUAACUAAAAGGUUAUUUAAAAAUCAAGUCAUUUAUACAAAGUCAAUUUUCUUUAAAAAAUGUCACUUUUAUGGUUAAAUUAAUAUUACUUCUUCUAACAUUGCUUGUUGUUGUUGUUGUUGUUAGUUGCAAAGUUGUGUCUGACCCAUCGUGACCCCAUGGAAAACGUUCUAACAUUGCUAGAAGUAUAUAAUAGAAGCAUUAGAAUGCAUAUGUCUGGAACUUUAAUAAAUAAAAGGAAAUUAGUGCUGUUAA